AUCAAGGUUCGGCACAACAAUACCAGUCAUGACACGCUGGCCACAUGGCGGAAUUUUAAAAGUUUCAAAAGAAAAGGAGAACAAGCUUAACUGCAUGCCGUAGAGUUGAUGUCGUCCCGUAACUCGACUCAAGAGUACUAUGAAAGGACUCUCAAGGAAGCGCAACGAUACUACAAAGCAAUUUCCUCUGCUUCAGAUUGGGCAGAAAUAAAGCAACGGCCUGCCAAAAUAGCAGCGGAUCGCAUUCCACAACUGCAUGUAUUCAAGCGACGAGAAUUGAAUAAAACUAUAGAAACAUUUAGAGCAACUCGUAUCGUUGAUUGCGAAGAUACUCAAGCUGCUUUGGAUAGCUGGCAAGGUAUACUCGAUAACUCGGAAUGCAGAAUACUUUGGGAUUCCACGGUGGAAGACUGUACCGUGCUAGAGCUAGCAAAAAAUAACGCAAGAAUAUCCAAAAUACUACUGAAGAACAAAUGGAGCUCAAAGUAAGUACUCAAUCGCCGAAUGUAUUACCGUGCCAUGGUUCUGGUAUUAAUUACGGUACAGUCCUAGAGAUCUCAUUCUGAUAGAGGGCGGCCAGCGAUUUGAUCAAUCUUUCCUUUACAUUGCGUCAUCCCUACCACCAUCGAAGGAUCAACCUAAAACAUUCAGACCGG
Molecule: messenger RNA, 656 nt
Organism: Umbelopsis ramanniana AG
Lineage: Eukaryota; Fungi; Mucoromycota; Umbelopsidomycetes; Umbelopsidales; Umbelopsidaceae
Exons: 2
Coding region: 109-489 (126 amino acids)
Source: RefSeq, a predicted model, not a curated record